GCACAGAAGUCUCUGAACUUUGGCUGCUCGGGACACAUAAGCUCAGUUUCAAGCCUGUGAGUGAACCAGGUUCGGCGGUGUGGGCUCAGAACCAAGGUUUCCAUGGAUGAUCCAAGCCCCCCAUUAUCUCUACAGGACAAUGGUUUUAGUGUGGUAUACAAUGAUCCUCCUGGGACAUCCAGGGAAGAGAUAGAAAACCUCAAGGAAGAGCUGAACACGUGGAAGAAAAGAGUUGAAGAGGCUGAAAAUGUAAAGCUUGACCUUGCUCUCUCCAAAUCAACUGCUGAUGAAGAGUGUGGCAGAGCAGAGAAGCAGCUGGCAGAGCUGAAGGAGCAGGAGAAGCAGUGUAAGGACAGAAUGUUCAGCUCUGAGCAGGAACUCCUUCUGCUAACCCAAGAAAACACUGAGCUGAAAAAAGAGAUUGAAAAGCUCAAAGAAGACCUGAAGGAAUACAGUUCCCAGGAUAACCUGAUCCAAAAGAAGGUGGCAGAUAUGAAAUUGAAGUUCAGUCACCUGGAGGAGAUGAAGGAUGAGGGGGCAGAUGUGGACAUGGACACUCACUGUGUUUUUGGGGCAGCCACAAAAAUCCCCUUCAGACUCAACCAGAACCAGGCACUGCUGACUUUUGAAGAUGAAGAAGUUGCCCAGAGGCUGACAAAAAAGAGCAAGCACUGUGUGAACCUGGACAACAGAACAGCAAAUGUGACAGUGAAGCCUUUUGAGCUUGACAUGGGAUUCCAGUUUGAGCUCCAUGUCACUGUGUCUGGAAAGAAGAUCAACGUUUCAGAGAUCCCUGAGCUUCCCAUUCCUAAAGAUUGGAUGAGAGACAAACUUGAGCUGAAUUUCUACAAAACUGAGCAGGCAGCAGGAGGAGGAGAAAUCAAAAAUGUGACCUACAACAAGGGGGCUGGGACAGCUGUCAUCACAUUCCUCAAGCCUGGAGCAAGCAAGAACUUUGUGGGAUGCACUAAAUACCCCUUCUAUGCAGAGGGAAGGUGCUUCAGCCUUUGUGUCUCCCCACAUCUUGAUGCUCACUUGAGGAAGUUUCAGCCUUACUGCAGGGUUUCCAAGAAAACCAUCCUGCUGAAAGGAAUCCCAGAGGUGGAAGAGGAUGAGGAAAGUGUGCAGGACAUGAUUGAAAUCCACUUCCAAAAGCCAAGCAACGGCGGGGGGGAGAUAGAGAAAAUCAAAUUCAACUCCAGAGGAGCAACCUAUGUUUGUUUUGAGGAGGAUGCUGGCAGUGCCUCCUCAGAAAUCACAGGGAACUCGUGAAGUUCUGAGGUUUUGUUGCUCAGAGGAAUUUCUGUAGAUGUUGUGCUUUAACUGGUGCUGCAAUAGAGGAAUCCCAGCCUUUCUGAUUUGCAGAGCUCCUGUGUUGCAGAUGAAAGGCACAGCCCAAGCCUUCAGCAGCCCCUGAAACAGAAUCUCAGCUUUUCUGCAGCUUUGCAUAUUUAAAACACUCCAGAGUGGGAUUAUUUCUUACAUUCUGGGUACAAAAGCCAUAUUUAAUCCCAAUCCAAGGCUCCUCACGUCACAGCCCUGCUUUGUUGAGGUGCCGGAGUUUCAGAAGGUGGCUCUGACACAACCCCAGUCCUGCUGAGGUUCCUGAGUGCCACCAGAACUCAAAACACCUGAAAGAAUCCUGUCAUUUCAUAAAUUACAAAAAAAACCCACCUGUGUAAUUUUAUCCAGGAAUUUAAUAAAGAUAUUUUUAUCCAAAUAGUGAUAGAAUUAAAAUAGAAAAUGGGGGUGCAAACCCAAGAAAUUGCACUCAAGAAAUGCCCUGGAAUUUGCUGCCUUUAGCUGUUCAGCUUCUGCCUGUUUUAUUGUUGGAUUUUAAUAUUUGUUUCUGCUAUUAAAUUUUUCUUCAUUUU
This is a messenger RNA of Catharus ustulatus (Swainson's thrush), 1874 nucleotides long. RefSeq names its product N-myc-interactor-like. The transcript is spliced from 10 exons. The coding region runs from base 103 to 1272 and encodes 389 amino acids. The record is from RefSeq and is a predicted model, not a curated record. Lineage: Eukaryota; Metazoa; Chordata; Aves; Passeriformes; Turdidae. Gene Ontology annotation, cellular component: cytoplasm.